Zeugodacus cucurbitae (melon fly) is the source of this 2024-nucleotide messenger RNA. RefSeq names its product elongation of very long chain fatty acids protein 7 (gene Elovl7). NCBI's taxonomy places the organism in Eukaryota, Metazoa, Arthropoda, Insecta, Diptera, Tephritidae. Gene Ontology annotation, biological process: very long-chain fatty acid biosynthetic process; fatty acid elongation, saturated fatty acid; fatty acid elongation, monounsaturated fatty acid. Gene Ontology annotation, molecular function: fatty acid elongase activity. The record is from RefSeq and is a predicted model, not a curated record. Bases 870 to 1877 code for a protein of 335 amino acids. Gene Ontology annotation, cellular component: endoplasmic reticulum membrane. The transcript has 6 exons.
GCGAUUUGGAACUUAUUUCAGUGAUUUUGGUAGGAACGUUGAAACGUUGAAUGGCACCACAGUAGCCAGCGGUAAUUCACGCACGUACACACAUACACUAAAAGAGUCGUAGACACAUACACACAUACACUCGCACAAUCGAGUAAAUGGUCACAAAUUGUUGUAAAUGGGAACAAAAGCGAGCAUUGAAAAGUGUUAGAAACGGAUUUUGAAGGCGAACAAAAAGGAAACGUAUUUUCAUUUCCGGUGGUGCGCUAACAAUACAUACAUAUAUAAUUUAGAAUUUGCUAAAGAAUUUUUGAAAAAUAAAAAACAGAAACAUAAAAUAUCCUUGAAAAAAAAAAUUUGGAUUUUGUUGUGAAAUAAUUGAAAAGUGUAGCCAGCAAGGAUUCGACUACGCACAGUGUGUUUAAAUGCUAUUUUAACCAGUUUCAAAAUAUCAAUUUGAACAAGUAAUUAAAAAUAAAUAAGAAAUUGCAAACACUAAAUGGAUAUAUAAAAUAUAUUUAAUAAAAAAAAUUAAUUACGAAAAGGAUAUUACUAAUUAAAAAUUCCUAAUGAAAUCAUCAGUGUGUUUAAAAAAUUAGAAAAAUAAUUAAAUUAAAAUAAAAACAAUUUCGCGUACCGUGGUGACCUUCAAGGAAGUUGUUUUUUUUAAUAAAAAAAUUAAGCAAAGCAAAUCUGCAAGUGCUGGAUUACGGAUUUCAGUGAGCUCAUUCUUCAACGUUUCAACUGCAGCAUCAAUUUUCAUUGGAUAUUGGUUGUUUGCCAACGCUUAUUUGGCAAUCAUUUCAAUUUCGCCUUGAACCAGUUUGGGCGAAAAAUAUUUGCAUAAAUCAGCUUUUUUUUUGGAAAAACACACAGAAAAUAUGGACUACUACAUCAACACAAUUUACGCUGGCUGGCGUGAUCUUAUGGACAACAAAUCCGAUCCGCGCACACGAGACUGGCCACUGAUGAGUUCACCCUUCCCCACCAUAGCGAUCAGUUUGUCCUACGCAUAUUUUGUGAAGGUAUUGGGUCCCAAAUUGAUGGAAAACAGAAAACCUUUUGAAUUGCGCAAAGUCUUAAUCGUCUAUAAUUUUGCGCAAGUGCUAUUCAGCGCUUGGCUAUUCUACGAGUCCUGCAUUGGCGGCUGGCUAAAUGGCUAUAAUAUCAGAUGUGAGCCUGUGGACUAUUCGGAUUCGCCGCGCGCGUUAAGGGUGGCACGAGGCUGUUGGUGGUACUACAUCUCGAAAUUCACCGAAUUCUUCGACACGCUGUUCUUUGUGAUGCGCAAGCGCUAUGAUCAAGUGUCAACGCUGCAUGUCAUCCAUCACGGCAUUAUGCCUUGCUCGGUUUGGUGGGGCGUGAAAUUCACACCCGGCGGUCACUCGUCAUUCUUCGGUUUUCUCAACACCUUCGUGCACAUUAUCAUGUACACCUACUACAUGUUGGCGGCGAUGGGACCCAAAGUACAAAAGUAUUUGUGGUGGAAGAAAUAUUUGACUGUCUUGCAGAUGAUACAAUUCGUUUUGGUUAUGGUGCACUCAUUCCAAUUGUUCUUCCGCAACGAUUGCAAUUACCCCAUUGGUUUUGCCUACUUUAUUGGCGCACAUGCGGCUAUGUUCUACUUCCUGUUCUCGGACUUUUACAAACAGGCAUAUCUUAAGCGCGAGCAGAAGAAGGAAAGAAUUGCCGCCAAUGGCAAGCUGAGCAAUGGCUAUGCAAAUGGCGCUGUAAAGUCAAAUGGUGAGCUGCCCAAGGAGAUCAAUGGCAAUCUUAAGGUGGAGGAUAAUAACAAAUUUGACGGUUACUAUAAGUCCACGUUGGCGUCGCAAUUGCCUAGUGACACAACAACAACAACGAGACAGCGGGUCUUCGCCACGGCGAAUUGAGUUAAUUUAUAAUAAAUCUAACUAAUAAUUUAAAAGAAAUCAAAACCAUUUUAAUGCAAACCUAAAAGUAAUAGAAAUGUAAUUUUAAGUUAUACGCGCUUAAGGCUUUUGUAGUUAUUUGUAUGAAUGUAUUUUAAUAAAAAACAA